CCAAGAGAUUUUGCUUAUGUAACAAGAGACAAAGACACAAGAAUUUUGAAAUGUCAUGUAUUUCGAUGUGACACACCAGCAAAAGCCAUUGCCACAAGUCUCCACGAAAUCUGUUCCAAGAUCAUGGCCGAACGGAAGAACGCCAAAGCCCUGGCCUGCAGCUCCCGGCAGGAAAGGGCCCACGUGAACCUCGACGUGCCCCUGCAAGUAGAUUUUCCAACACCAAAGACUGAGCUGGUCCAAGAGUUCCACGUGCAGUACUUGGGCAUGCUACCUGUGGACAAACCAGUCGGAAUGGAUACCCUGAACAAUGCCAUAGAAAGUCUUAUGACCUCAUCCAGCAAGGAGGACUGGCCUUCAGUGAACAUGAAUGUGGCCGAUGCUACUGUGACUGUCAUCAGUGAGAAGAAUGAAGAGGAGAUCCUGGUGGAGUGUCGGGUGCGAUUCCUGUCCUUCAUGGGCGUCGGGAAGGAUGUGCAUACGUUUGCCUUCAUCAUGGACACUGGGAACCAGCACUUUGAGUGCCAUGUUUUCUGGUGCGAGCCUAAUGCCAGUAACGUGUCCGAGGCAGUGCAGGCUGCCUGCAUGUUACGAUACCAGAAGUGCCUGGUAGCCAGGCCGCCUUCACAGAAAGUUCGACCACCUCCUCCGCCAGCAGACUCUGUGACCAGGAGAGUCACAACCAAUGUAAAACGAGGGGUCUUAUCCCUCAUUGACACUUUGAAACAGAAACGCCCUGUCACAGAAACGCCAUAGCUGCAUAUGUGAAAGGAUCUUGUAACAUUUACUGAAGAUUGAAUAGCUACACUAAAGAAGAGGAGCUGAUCUCUGGCCUUCCAUUCAGUUGCUGAUGCUUUGUCUUCAGAGAUUAAUAACUUAACCAAACAGUGUUAGACAAGCAUGUUCUCUCGUCUUGCCACCGUCGUGUGAUAUGAAAAGCAUGACUAAUUUUUUUUGCUGUCAGUAAGUUACAUCAUGAGCAGUGGAAGCUCCCUUUCUUACUGUAAAUAUCGUGAACAUUAUGUAACUUCACACACACAGGGAAGAAUGUGGCCACACCCCUCCCAGUGAAGCAGCUGAGUCCUUGGAGUGAAUGACACCUGGGUUAGUUUCACUGUCUUCUUGACUGGAUCUGUCACAAGCAACUUUUAAGUCCUACGGCACUUUGCCCUGUUUUCAACAUUGGAGUAGACACUGCAUACCGGAUACCACUGAAUUGCUGUAAAAACAGGAUGACUAGUUUUCGUUUUAGUUCUUCAUAAGAUCGAACCUUUGGUUGACAAAAUUGGCUGUUGGCAUCAGUAUAGAAACCAACUGGCAACUUUCCUUGACGAGCUCUUUGACACAUGGACACCACUUCAUGUCUACAGCUGUUUGGGGGAUGUUGGGAAAAAAGUGAAGCUUCAAAAUUGAAAAACUAAAUUUCAGAAAUUAAAACAGAACAAAAAUAGCCUUUUCUGUUCAGAUGGUUUUCAAACUGAUUAUUAAGAAAGAGAUUAACAAAAUUAUAAUGCAUUUUGGGUGGGAAAUAUUUCAAACUUCUGCCUUAUACUGUACAAUGCAGCUAGAGAAUUAUAGUUCACUAUGGCCAUUCUCUACAUAAACAUUAAAAUGAAAUAUUCCUCAUAAGCCUUUCAUCCUUAGUUUGAUAAUUAGCCAAUAUGCAACUUGGAGUUGAGGAAAUGUCAUUUAUAUUUUAGAUCUCCACCACCACGUUGUUUUCCACCUCCUAGGUAAAUGUUCUGCUAGGAUUCUGCAUCUAGCUCAAUCUUACCUUAAUGCUUUUUGCCCAGAAAGCUGUCUGUCCAUCAUGUAUUGUCCAUGGCAA
Molecule: messenger RNA, 1828 nt
Organism: Globicephala melas (long-finned pilot whale)
Lineage: Eukaryota; Metazoa; Chordata; Mammalia; Artiodactyla; Delphinidae
Source: RefSeq, a predicted model, not a curated record